AGUUUUUGCACUGCAAGUGUAAUCCGUAGAAAAAGACGAAAAAGUAACUAGCUAGCGAAAUUCACAAACGAAGAUGGCGGUGCAAGAGACAGCUGCACAACUCUCCAUGGCUCUGAAGGUUCAAGAGUAUCCCACUUUGAAGGUACCAUAUGAAACUCUGAAUAAGCGCUUCAGAGCUGCACAGAAGAACAUUGACCGGGAGACGAGUCACGUUACCAUGGUGGUGGCAGAGCUGGAAAAGACCCUCAGCAGUUUCCCUGUGGUGGACUCUGUGGUGUCUCUUCUGGAUGGGGUGGUGGAGAAACUCAGUGCCCUUAAGAGGAAGGCUGCUGAGUCCAUCCAGGCGGAGGAUGAGAGUGCUAAAUUGUGCAAGCGGAGGAUUGAACACCUGAAGGAACACAGCAGCGACCAGCCAGCAGGUGUCAACGUCUGGAAGAAAAAGCGAAUGGACCGCAUGAUGGUAGAGCAUUUGCUGCGGUGUGGCUACUACAACACAGCGGUCAAAUUGGCACAGCAAAGUGGCAUUGAGGAUCUAGUCAACAUUGAGAUGUUCCUCACUGCCAAAGAAGUGGAAGAAUCACUAGAGCGCCAGGAAACGGCAACCUGUUUGGCCUGGUGUCAUGACAACAAGUCCCGCCUCCGCAAGAUGAAGAGCUGCUUGGAGUUUAGCCUGCGAAUCCAGGAGUUUAUCGAGCUCAUUCGACAGAACAAGCGCAUGGAUGCCGUCAGACAUGCGCGGAAGCACUUCAGUCAAGCAGAGGGGGGUCAGCUGGAUGAGGUGCGGCAAGUGAUGGGCAUGCUGGCGUUCCCUUCAGACACGCACAUCUCCCCUUAUAAGGAUCUCCUGGACCCAGCCCGCUGGAAAAUGCUGAUCCAACAGUUUAGGUACGACAACUACAGAUUACAUCAGCUGGGCAACAACUCUGUGUUUACCAUCACACUGCAGGCCGGCCUCUCUGCUAUCAAAACUCCUCAGUGCUAUAAGGAGGAUGGCACCUCCAAAAACCCUGACUGCCCAGUGUGCAGCAAGUCCCUGAACAAACUGGCCCAGCCGCUGCCAAUGGCUCACUGCGCCAACUCCCGUCUGGUGUGCAAAAUCUCUGGAGAGGUGAUGAAUGAGAACAACCCACCAAUGAUGCUGCCCAAUGGCUAUGUGUAUGGAUACAAUUCUCUUUUAUCCAUUCGCCAAGAUGACAAGGUGAUCUGUCCCAGAACCAAAGAAGUCUUCAACUUCUCCCAGGCUGAGAAAGUGUACAUCAUGUGAUUGGCUGGAUACUGGAUCUUAUUUGGUUGCACCAUCUCUGCUAUGACCACCUUGUCCAGUACGAAUGCUGUGGAUCUCCCAGAAGAGCCUCCAGCCCCUAUGGCAAUGCUCCACCACACCCAUGUGACUGCGCCCAACUCGCCCCACGCCCACCUAUAGACGUUCCCUUUUCAGUCGGUCAUGGGUGACUCCUACAAUGGGGAAUAGGCCCGAAUUACCUUUGACAGAUUUGUGAAACUGGACUAAUUUAAUGAACGUGUUUUUAAACUGUUGAUGUUUUGACUUUUAUUUUACCAUGAGUCCAACUAGAAGUGUGGUGCGUUGUUUGAGCAAUAAGGCACGAUGAGGUGGUACAUAAGAUGUAAUCAGCAAGGGCCUACGCAUUUCCUGGAACAGAAUGCACGACAUGGAAGAUGUUCCACAAAGUUUUAGCCAAGGGUAACUAACCUACUUGUAAGAUUGGAUUAUUUUACUGAGAACACUCAAAGUUGUUUCACCUAAGCUGUUGUUUUCAGUGCACUUGUGCUGCUACCGUAUGGGUUACAAUCCGGCUCAAGGUUUUUGCAGCAAUGCUGAUGCUAUGUUACAAAAAGCCUAAUCAACUCUGGGCAUCAUGCAAUCGCAGUAAAAUAAUGUAACUCGGUUGAAGGUUAGUUUCCGAACACAAACUGUUUUCCAGAGAACACAUGAUGGUUGAUUUUCCCUUAUGUAUUACUCGUGCCUUUUACCUAAGUUAACAUCCUCACAUCAGAUGUACUAGCUGAUUACACACUGUCUGCUACCUGACGGCACUAAUUUGAUGAUGCACAAUUUGUUUGUAGCUCUGUGUGGGUGGGGGAAGGGUAGGGUAGAAAUAAUUUUAAAUCAGUAUCUUGUUAGUCCUGCCUGUAAAAAGUGGUCAUUACAGAUCUAGGAUGAUACAAUCAAUGUUGUAAAUACUAGAGAAAUUAACUUAGAACUCCCCCUAUGAUCAGGCUCCCUGAUGUUGUUUGUAGUAUAUGGCAACCGUGUACACAUACCUGCAGUAUACUCAAAUAUACUACACUUUUGAGUAUUGGUGUAUGCGUCUUGCAAGGUAACAUGCCCGGUCUUCUGAAGAGGACCUUGAAAGAUGGUAAAGCUUACAAAAGACUACCUUUUCCAGUGUUUUUUAUUAACCAGUGGUCUUCCUAGUUUGUGUGUGAAGAUUGGCAAUGCAUUUUUUUUUCACCUGCAGAAGGAUGGGUACUGUACUUUUGAUAUUUAUUUAGUAAUACAACUAUGAUUGAUGAAGUCGAUCCAAAAUACUCAUUGAUUCAAUCUUAAUUUCAUACAUUUUUCAAUGAUAAGCAUUGUGCAUUGUAAUAUGACAAUAAUUGUGAUAUUUUUUUGCUCUUCAUUUUGUAUUAUCUAUUACAAUUUUAAGACAUUUUGUAUGAAUAACACAAGUUGCUGCAGAUUUCACAAGGGGCUAUAGUUGGUCCAAGAUGGUCCUUGAGAUGACCAUGGGUAAACUUACCUUAUGUUUCAGUAUCUACCAUCUCUCUCUUUUCCUCAUCUUGGCUGGUUGCUUCUGAACUGUAUUGUUAGUAUUGUUAUUGUAGAGAGACUGUUUAGAAACUGAGCAUGUGUGUUUAUAUUGGUAGGAUAGAUUGUUCAUAAACAAUUGUUGAUAAAAAGAUUUAACAAAACUUC
Molecule: messenger RNA, 2938 nt
Organism: Esox lucius (northern pike)
Lineage: Eukaryota; Metazoa; Chordata; Actinopteri; Esociformes; Esocidae
Gene: maea
Product: macrophage erythroblast attacher, E3 ubiquitin ligase
Exons: 9
Coding region: 74-1264 (396 amino acids)
Biological process (GO): proteasome-mediated ubiquitin-dependent protein catabolic process
Cellular component (GO): nucleus; cytoplasm; GID complex
Molecular function (GO): protein binding; ubiquitin protein ligase activity
Source: RefSeq, a predicted model, not a curated record